GACCCUGGCUGGGGACAGCCACCACAAAAUUCCAAAGUGAGAGGCACUUGGUAUACAGUCACCGACUCUAAGCUUGGAACUAUACAUAGCCCUCUGGUUCUGGGCCUGUCCUGUCAUGGACAUCAACUGGGAUCAGCCGAGAUGCCAGAAGUAACCAUGGAUUAAAAGCUAUGUUCCUACGAGAGACACAGACGCACGCUCGCCACAUUCCUUAAAUAUUUGCUCCAUACUCUCAUCAUAACCUCUGUCUUAUCUGGAUUAAUCCUUUUCUGGCUCACUUUGAUCUCCAUGCCCGAUGGGGCCCCUCCAAUGCUGAAUAAAUUGUGAAAUUGUGGUGUCAGGAUUAGAGAUAAAAGGGGAGAUGGAGACCGUGUAUCAUCAGCAUACUGAUCUCAGGGUGAAAAUGCCUUCACUUUUCUCCGAGUUAGCUCAUGCGAACUCGGAACAGGUGGGUGAUUACCAGCAGAUCCAGCAGCGGGGUGGAGCCAGGGCUCUCCCUUUGUGCCAUUCCCCUGGAGACAGCGGGAGGGGUUUCCCUCUAUAGGAACAGAGCCUGGAGUGGAGGUGCAAUAAAUACUGUAUUUAAUGCAACUCGAGCACCUAAUAGUUUGCCUGUUAGUCAUAUGGGUACCACGUUCCAUGUCUUUGAAACCAGACUCGUUUAUAUCCCCUCAGAUUUGGCCCCCAGGGCCCUGUAAAUAGGAUUGCAUUUUUACUGCCCUUUUACACUAUUAUUCUAUGAGCUUUCAUUCAAUGUUUUCUCCAUUGAAGCCCACUUGCCAUCAUCAUUUACCACCCUCUAGAUCAUCCCCUUGCAUUCUUUGAGGCUUUGGGCAUUUGGUUUGAAGAUUUCCUUUCCAUGUGGUUCCCUUAAUUUUUUGCUAUCCUUGGCGAUUCAAUACGGAAGCUGAAAUCUCAUCCGUGGAGGCUUGGAAUCUUUAUGAGACCUGCGGUGGCUUCUUUCUAAUUGACUACUGGAUUCUCGGUGCCCGCUCAUAGGAGACAUUCAAUAAAUAUUUGUUGAAUCAAUUAAGUAUCCAAACAUUUUGAUCUCUUUUAACAGCUGUCUUUUCCAUUUCUGAUAAUGCUUCCUUCUAAUUCACUAAGAAAUGUGAGAUUCAUCACACCUGAAUUCUGCUUUCUUCUUUACCAAAAGGAAGUACCUUCACCUGUUUUUCUGUUUAAUGAGGCUCCAUCUUCCUCUGCCCUGCAUGGGAUUCCUUUUCCUUCCUCUAGAUCUUUGCUUGGUCAAUCCUACCUCCACUCUCAUAUCUUCAGGAAUUUCCUUUUCCCUUUGUUGUCCUGGUCAAGUUAUAAAGUGCACAAAUCUCAACCAUCUUUAUUUUUUUUUUAAUUGACGUUCAGUUGAUUUACAGUGCUGUGCCAAUCUCUUGUGCAGUAAAGAGACUUGGUUUUACACAUAUAUACAAUGUGGGGAGAGAGCAAAUUAGCCAAGAUGACGGUGGUCAGGCCCUCUCGCCCCAGGCCUCUUGCCCCAAGUUAGGUAAAUACAUGGUUAUGUAACAGCUGAGACUGUUUAUAGCACUGCACAGGUGUAAUGUCCUCUAUAAGCACCACCUGAAAUGCUCUUAGGGGCAACUGGAAUUGAGUCCAGGCGAGUCAAGGUGUGUUGAGUCGAGUUGCCGUCCUUGCUGCUGCAUCAGCCAUUAGAGUCGGCUGCUUCACCAGCCCAGAAAGAAUAAAUACGUCUGCCAUUCCCAUGGCUCAAGUUUUCUUAAGCUUCCCCACUCGCACCUUACCUACCCUGGGUUCAGCAAACAGUGUGAACAGCGAGACAAUUGGUGGAGUCAUCAAAAUACAGCGAGACACACAGGCAGACCACUGAGGAUGGACCCCUGAGCCGACCCGGCCACAGCCAGGACUGAUGUGCCCCCGGAAGGAAUGAAGUAUGGAUGUGAAGGAACGGCGGCCCUACUGCUCGCUGACCAAGAACCGCCGGGAGAAGGAGCGGCGCUAUACGAACUCCUCGGCAGACAACGAGGAGUGCCGUGUUCCCACGCAGAAGUCUUAUAGCUCCAGCGAAACCCUGAAAGCCUUUGAUCACGAUUCCUCACGGCUGCUUUACGGAAACAGAGUAAAGGAUUUGGUUCACAGAGAAGCGGAUGAGUUCUCCAGACAAGGACAAAAUUUUACCCUAAGGCAGUUAGGCGUUUGUGAACCAGCAACUCGAAGAGGACUGGCAUUUUGUGCGGAAAUGGGGCUCCCCCACAGAGGUUACUCGAUCAGUGCAGGGUCAGACGCCGAUACUGAGAACGAAGCAGUGAUGUCCCCAGAGCAUGCCAUGAGACUGUGGGGCCGGGGGGUCAAGUCAGGCCGCAGCUCCUGCCUGUCAAGCCGGUCCAACUCAGCACUCACCCUGACAGAUACGGAGCAUGAAAACAAAUCCGACAGUGAAACCGAGCAACCUGCAAACAACCAAGGCCAGUCCACCCUACAGCCUUUGCCACCUUCCCAUAAGCAGCACUCCGCACAGCAUCAUCCAUCCAUCACUUCUCUCAAUAGGAACUCCCUGACCAAUAGAAGGAACCAGAGCCCGGCCCCGCCGGCUGCUUUGCCCGCCGAGCUGCAAACCACACCCGAGUCCGUCCAGCUGCAGGACAGCUGGGUCCUUGGCAGUAAUGUACCACUGGAAAGCAGUGGAAAGGACACUGCUGACUUGGGAGAGACGGCAUCCUGUCUGAGCCUAAAAGUGGACAGAUUCCUACCAAAUCUGAAACCAAAUGUUCUCUAUAGAAAGCAUUUCCUAUUCAAAACAGGAACAGGGACCACGCCACUGUUCAGCACUGCCACCCCAGGAUACACGAUGGCCUCUGGCUCUGUUUACUCGCCACCUACUCGGCCACUACCUAGAAACACCCUAUCAAGAAGUGCUUUUAAAUUCAAGAAGUCUUCAAAGUACUGUAGCUGGAAAUGUACCGCCCUGUGCGCUGUAGGGGUCUCAGUGCUCCUGGCAAUACUGCUGUCGUAUUUUAUAGCAAUGCAUCUCUUUGGCCUCAAUUGGCAGUUACAGCAGACCGAAAAUGACACAUUUGAGAAUGGAAAAGUGAAUUCUGAUACCAUGCCAACACACACUGUAUCGUUACCUUCUGGCGACAAUGGAAAAUUAGGUGGAUUUACACAGGAAAAUAAUACCAUAGAUUCUGGAGAACUUGAUAUUGGCCGAAGAGCAAUUCAAGAGGUUCCUCCUGGUAUCUUCUGGAGAUCACAACUCUUUAUAGAUCAGCCACAGUUUCUUAAAUUCAACAUCUCUCUUCAGAAAGAUGCCUUGAUUGGAGUAUAUGGCCGAAAAGGCUUACCACCCUCCCACACUCAGUAUGACUUUGUGGAGCUCCUAGAUGGCAGCAGGUUGAUCGCAAGAGAGCAGCGGAACCUGCUGGAGUCCGAAAGAGCUGGGCGGCAGGCAAGGUCCGUCAGUCUCCACGAGGCCGGCUUUAUCCAGUACUUGGAUUCCGGAAUCUGGCAUCUGGCUUUUUAUAAUGAUGGGAAGAAUGCAGAGCAGGUGUCCUUCAACACCAUAGUGAUAGAGUCUGUGGUGGAAUGUCCCAGAAAUUGCCAUGGAAAUGGAGAGUGCGUUUCUGGAACCUGCCAUUGUUUUCCAGGAUUUCUGGGUCCGGAUUGUUCAAGAGCAGCCUGUCCGGUGCUGUGUAGCGGCAACGGCCAGUACUCCAAGGGCCGUUGCCUGUGUUUCAGCGGCUGGAAGGGCACAGAAUGCGAUGUGCCCACGACGCAAUGCAUCGACCCGCAGUGCGGGGGCCGUGGGAUUUGCAUCAUGGGCUCUUGUGCUUGCAACUCCGGAUACAAAGGAGAAAAUUGCGAAGAAGCUGACUGUCUAGACCCUGGAUGUUCUAAUCACGGUGUGUGUAUCCAUGGGGAAUGUCACUGCAAUCCUGGAUGGGGUGGUAACAACUGUGAAAUUCUCAAGAGCAUGUGUCCAGACCAGUGCUCUGGCCAUGGAACGUAUCUUCAAGAAAGUGGCUCCUGUACUUGUGACCGUAAUUGGACUGGCCCAGACUGCUCCAACGAAAUCUGUUCCGUGGACUGUGGCUCACACGGUGUUUGCAUGGGGGGGUCCUGUCGCUGUGAAGAAGGCUGGACGGGCCCAGCCUGCAAUCAGAGAGCCUGCCACCCGCGUUGCGCCGAGCAUGGGACGUGCAAGGAUGGCAAGUGUGAAUGCAGCCAGGGCUGGAACGGAGAGCACUGCACCAUCGAGGGAUGCCCCGGUCUGUGCAACAGCAAUGGAAGGUGCACGCUGGACCAAAACGGCUGGCACUGUGUUUGCCAGCCUGGGUGGCGAGGAGCAGGAUGCGACGUAGCCAUGGAGACCCUCUGUACUGACAGCAAGGACAAUGAGGGAGAUGGACUCAUUGACUGCAUGGAUCCUGAUUGCUGUUUACAGAGUUCCUGCCAAAAUCAGCCUUACUGUCGGGGACUGCCCGACCCCCAAGAUAUCAUUAGCCAAAGCUUACAGUCACCAUCUCAGCAAGCUGCCAAAUCCUUCUACGACCGCAUCAGUUUUCUCAUAGGAUCUGAUAGCACCCAUGUCAUACCUGGAGAAAGUCCUUUCAAUAAGAGCCUAGCGUCCGUCAUCAGAGGCCAAGUGCUGACUGCUGAUGGAACUCCACUUAUUGGAGUGAAUGUCUCAUUUUUCCAUUACCCAGAGUACGGAUAUACUAUUACCCGCCAGGACGGAAUGUUUGACUUGGUGGCAAAUGGCGGAGCUUCUCUGACGUUGGUGUUUGAACGAUCCCCGUUCCUCACCCAGUAUCACACUGUGUGGAUCCCAUGGAAUGUCUUUUAUGUGAUGGAUACCCUCGUCAUGAAGAAAGAAGAAAACGACAUUCCCAGCUGUGAUCUGAGUGGCUUUGUGAGGCCCAAUCCUAUCAUCGUGUCCUCACCUUUAUCCACCUUUUUUAGAUCAUCUCCUGAAGACAGUCCCAUUAUUCCCGAGACACAGGUCCUCCACGAAGAAACCACAAUUCCGGGAACAGACUUGAAACUUUCCUACCUGAGUUCCAGGGCUGCCGGGUAUAAGUCAGUACUUAAGAUCACCAUGACCCAGUCUGUUAUCCCAUUUAAUUUAAUGAAGGUGCAUCUGAUGGUGGCUGUCGUAGGAAGACUCUUUCAAAAGUGGUUUCCUGCAUCACCGAACUUGGCCUAUACGUUUAUAUGGGAUAAAACAGAUGCAUAUAAUCAAAAGGUCUAUGGUCUGUCUGAAGCUGUUGUGUCAGUGGGAUAUGAAUAUGAGUCGUGUUUGGACCUGACUCUGUGGGAGAAGAGGACUGCCAUUUUGCAAGGCUACGAACUGGAUGCUUCCAAUAUGGGCGGUUGGACGUUAAAUAAGCAUCAUGUGUUGGAUGUUCAGAAUGGUAUCCUGUACAAGGGAAACGGGGAGAAUCAGUUUAUCUCCCAGCAGCCCCCCGUGGUGAGCAGUAUCAUGGGCAAUGGAAGAAGGCGCAGCAUCUCAUGCCCGAGCUGCAACGGUCAAGCCGAUGGUAAUAAACUCUUGGCCCCAGUGGCUUUGGCGUGUGGGAUCGAUGGCAGUCUGUACGUGGGGGAUUUCAACUAUGUUCGGCGGAUAUUCCCUUCUGGAAACGUAACAAGUGUUUUAGAACUAAGAAAUAAAGAUUUUAGACAUAGCAGCAACCCAGCUCACAGGUACUACCUUGCAACUGAUCCAGUCACGGGAGAUUUGUAUGUUUCUGACACUAACACCCGCAGGAUUUAUCGCCCAAAGUCACUUACGGGUGCAAAAGACUUGACUAAGAAUGCUGAAGUGGUGGCAGGAACAGGGGAGCAGUGCCUUCCUUUCGAUGAAGCCAGAUGUGGGGAUGGCGGAAAGGCUGUGGAAGCAACACUCAUGAGUCCCAAAGGAAUGGCAAUUGAUAAAAAUGGAUUAAUCUACUUUGUUGAUGGAACAAUGAUCCGAAAAGUUGAUCAGAAUGGAAUCAUAUCAACUGUCCUGGGCUCUAAUGAUCUGACCUCAGCCAGACCUUUAACCUGUGACAGUAGCAUGCACAUCAGCCAGGUACGCCUGGAAUGGCCCACUGACCUAGCCAUUAACCCAAUGGACAACUCCAUUUAUGUGCUGGAUAAUAAUGUCGUUUUACAGAUCACUGAGAACAGGCAGGUGCGCAUCGCCGCUGGGCGGCCCAUGCAUUGCCAGGUGCCGGGGGUGGAGUACUCCGCGGGCAAGCAUGCAGUGCAGACGACCCUGGAGUCCGCCACUGCCAUCGCUGUGUCCUACAGCGGGGUCCUGUACAUCACCGAAACCGACGAAAAGAAAAUCAACCGGAUUCGGCAAGUCACCACCGAUGGGGAGAUCUCCCUGGUCGCCGGGAUACCGUCAGAGUGCGACUGCAAAAACGAUGCCAACUGUGACUGCUACCAGAGCGGAGAUGGCUACGCCAAAGAUGCCAAGCUGAGCGCUCCGUCCUCCCUUGCCGCCUCCCCGGAUGGCACCCUGUACAUCGCAGACCUGGGGAACAUUCGGAUCCGGGCGGUGUCAAAGAACAAGCCUUUACUUAACUCGAUGAACUUCUACGAAGUUGCCUCUCCAACUGAUCAAGAACUCUACAUCUUUGACAUCAAUGGCACCCACCAGUAUACCGUCAGCUUAGUCACUGGUGAUUACCUGUACAACUUUAGCUACAGCAACGACAAUGAUAUCACCGCCGUGACCGACAGUAACGGCAACACCCUUAGGAUUAGACGGGACCCGAAUCGCAUGCCAGUCCGAGUGGUGUCCCCAGAUAACCAAGUCAUAUGGUUGACCAUAGGGACAAACGGAUGUUUGAAAAGCAUGACCGCUCAAGGACUAGAACUAGUUUUGUUUACUUACCAUGGCAACAGUGGCCUUUUGGCCACUAAAAGCGAUGAAACCGGAUGGACAACAUUUUUUGACUAUGACAGCGAAGGGCGUCUGACCAACGUGACAUUUCCAACCGGCGUGGUCACCAACCUUCAUGGAGACAUGGACAAGGCGAUCACAGUGGACAUUGAGUCGUCCAGCCGAGAAGAAGAUGUCAGCAUCACUUCAAAUCUGUCCUCCAUUGACUCGUUCUACACCAUGGUUCAAGAUCAGUUAAGGAACAGCUACCAAAUUGGUUAUGACGGCUCCCUUCGUAUCAUCUAUGCCAGUGGUCUGGACUCGCAUUACCAGACCGAGCCCCACGUUCUGGCCGGCACCGCUAACCCAACAGUUGCCAAAAGAAACAUGACUCUGCCUGGUGAAAAUGGUCAGAAUUUGGUGGAGUGGAGAUUCCGGAAGGAGCAGGCUCAAGGCAAAGUCAAUGUCUUCGGUCGAAAGCUCAGGGUUAAUGGCAGAAACCUCCUUUCAGUUGACUUUGAUCGAACAACAAAGACAGAGAAGAUCUAUGAUGACCACCGUAAAUUUCUCCUGAGGAUCGCCUAUGACACGUCAGGGCAUCCAACUCUCUGGCUGCCGAGUAGCAAGCUGAUGGCCGUCAAUGUCACCUAUUCGUCCACGGGUCAAAUUGCCAGCAUCCAGCGAGGAACCACCAGCGAGAAAGUCGAUUAUGACGGACAGGGGAGGAUUGUGUCCCGGGUUUUUGCUGACGGUAAAACCUGGAGUUACACGUACUUGGAAAAGUCCAUGGUGCUUCUGCUCCAUAGCCAGCGGCAGUACAUCUUUGAAUAUGAUAUGUGGGACCAGCUCUCUGCCAUCACCAUGCCCAGCGUGGCUCGCCACACCAUGCAGACCAUCCGCUCCAUCGGCUACUACCGCAACAUAUACAACCCCCCGGAGAGCAACGCCUCGGUCAUCACCGACUACAACGAGGAGGGGCUGCUUCUGCAGACGGCUUUCCUGGGGACCAGCAGGAGGGUCUUAUUCAAGUAUCGAAGGCAGACCAGGCUCUCAGAGAUCUUAUACGACAGUACGCGGGUCAGUUUCACCUACGAUGAGACGGCGGGAGUCCUCAAAACGGUAAACCUCCAGAGCGAUGGUUUCAUUUGCACCAUUAGAUACAGGCAGAUCGGCCCCCUGAUUGACAGGCAGAUCUUCCGCUUUAGCGAAGAUGGGAUGGUAAACGCGAGAUUCGACUACAGCUACGACAACAGUUUUCGAGUGACCAGCAUGCAGGGUGUCAUCAAUGAAACUCCCCUGCCCAUUGACCUCUAUCAGUUCGAUGACAUUUCGGGCAAAGUGGAGCAGUUUGGAAAAUUUGGCGUCAUCUAUUACGAUAUUAACCAGAUCAUUUCCACAGCUGUCAUGACUUACACGAAGCACUUUGAUGCCCACGGCCGCAUCAAGGAGAUUCAGUAUGAGAUAUUCAGGUCGCUCAUGUACUGGAUUACAAUUCAGUAUGACAACAUGGGUCGGGUAACCAAGAGAGAGAUUAAAAUAGGGCCCUUUGCCAACACCACCAAGUACGCUUACGAGUAUGACGUCGACGGACAGCUCCAGACGGUCUACCUGAAUGAAAAAAUCAUGUGGCGUUACAACUACGACCUGAAUGGGAAUCUCCAUUUACUGAACCCGAGUAGCAGCGCGCGGCUGACCCCGCUCCGCUACGACCUGCGAGACAGGAUCACCCGGCUGGGUGACGUCCAGUACCGGUUGGAUGAGGAUGGUUUCCUGCGCCAGAGAGGCACCGAGAUCUUCGAGUACAGCUCCAAGGGGCUUCUGACCCGAGUCUACAGUAAAGGCAGCGGCUGGACGGUGAUCUAUCGUUACGAUGGCCUGGGGAGGCGCGUGUCCAGCAAGACCAGUCUGGGACAGCACCUGCAGUUUUUCUAUGCGGACCUCACUUACCCCACCAGAAUUACUCACGUCUACAACCACUCGAGUUCGGAGAUCACCUCCCUCUAUUACGAUCUCCAAGGACAUCUCUUUGCCAUGGAAAUCAGCAGCGGGGAUGAAUUCUACAUCGCGUCGGACAACACAGGGACACCACUGGCUGUUUUCAGUAGCAACGGGCUUAUGCUCAAGCAGAUUCAGUACACCGCCUAUGGUGAGAUCUAUUUUGACUCCAAUAUUGACUUCCAGCUGGUAAUUGGAUUUCACGGUGGCUUGUAUGACCCACUCACAAAAUUAAUCCAUUUUGGAGAAAGGGAUUAUGACAUUUUGGCAGGACGGUGGACAACACCUGACAUAGAAAUCUGGAAAAGAAUUGGGAAGGACCCAGCUCCCUUUAACCUGUAUAUGUUUAGGAAUAACAACCCAGCAAGCAAAAUCCACGAUGUGAAAGACUACAUCACAGAUGUUAACAGCUGGCUGGUGACCUUUGGCUUCCAUCUGCACAAUGCUAUUCCUGGAUUCCCUGUCCCCAAAUUUGAUUUAACGGAGCCUUCUUAUGAACUCGUGAAGAGUCAGCAGUGGGAUGAUACACCGCCCAUUUUUGGAGUCCAGCAGCAAGUGGCGAGGCAGGCCAAGGCCUUCCUGUCCCUGGGGAAGAUGGCCGAGGUGCAGGUGAGCAGGCGCAAAGGCAGCGGCGCGCCGUCGUGGCUGUGGUUCGCCACGGUCAAGUCACUGAUCGGCAAGGGCGUCAUGCUGGCCGUGAGCCAGGGCCGCGUGCAGACCAAUGUACUGAACAUCGCCAACGAGGACUGCAUCAAGGUGGCGGCCGUGCUCAACAACGCCUUCUACCUGGAAAACCUGCACUUCACCAUCGAGGGCAAGGACACGCACUACUUCAUCAAGACCAGCACGCCGGAGAGCGACCUGGGCACUCUGCGGCUGACCAGCGGCCGCAAGGCGCUGGAGAAUGGCAUCAACGUGACCGUGUCGCAGUCCACCACUGUGGUCAACGGCAGGACUCGCAGGUUCGCCGACGUGGAGAUGCAGUUCGGCGCGCUGGCGCUGCACGUGCGCUACGGCAUGACCCUGGACGAGGAGAAGGCGCGCAUCCUGGAGCAGGCGCGGCAGCGCGCGCUCGCCCGGGCCUGGGCGCGCGAGCAGCAGCGCGUGCGCGACGGCGAGGAGGGCGCGCGCCUCUGGACGGAGGGCGAGAAGCGGCAGCUGCUGAGCGCCGGCAAGGUGCAGGGCUACGACGGGUACUACGUACUCUCGGUGGAGCAGUACCCCGAGCUGGCCGACAGUGCCAACAACAUCCAGUUCCUCCGCCAGAGCGAGAUCGGCAAGAGGUAACCCCCGGGCCGGCGGCAGGGAGGCGCGCACCGCCGCCACCACCCCUGCGGGGACCCGAGCCGGUGGGGUGCCGCUUGCCCCUCCAGCCCCAGCACCCCCACCCCCCUGCUCAGAUCUGUCUGUAGCACAAUCCUAGGGGGACUCUCCGGCACCGAAGAGCCUUCCGGGAGAACCAGACUGCUAUUUUAAAAAAUCCACACAAAAAAAAAAAAAAAAGAAAAGAAAAGACUUCCUUCUGAAUGACCUUAAAAGGUGAUCGGCUUUAAAGAAUAUGUUUACAUAUGCAUAUCGCUGCACUCAGUUGGACUGAAAGUAUUCCAAGGAAAAACGGAUCAUUAAAGAAAGCGGCCCAAACCUUUUGCUUCUGGGCCAUCUUGUUCUCUGAGGCACUGUAUCUGAUGAAGGUAGAAAGGCAUACAGUGUUUCCAGGUGUUACCGUUGUCGACCUUUGCUUACAAGAAGUAGUCUCUCUGCAUAGGAUGUGAUAUAUAUCUGUUAAUUUUAAAAUGUGGGGCAAAGUUACUGUUUCUAGACAACCCAACUGCUUUCCCUGUGCUGGUUUGUAAAAGGACAUUGGCACACGUGACUUCUGCUGCCAGGGCGGGGAUUUCUAAGGAAUUUUACAAUGCUCAUGUGGUUUGCCUUGGGGGGAAGAAAACUGGCAAAUAGAAUCCUUGUCACUGAUAAGCAAAGGAAACCCUGAUUUUUUUUGUAAAUUAUGUGAGACAAGUUGUUUAUGGAUUUUUAUAUGAAUUACAAUUUACUGUACAUCAGAUAUUAGUCUCAGAGGAGUUAAUUUAUGUAAAGUGUUUAAAAAGUUUAUACUUAAAAAAUAAAACGAUAAAAACA
Messenger RNA from Bubalus bubalis (water buffalo), 10978 nucleotides. It is a transcript of the gene TENM3, whose product is annotated as teneurin transmembrane protein 3. Gene Ontology annotation, cellular component: neuron projection; membrane. The record is from RefSeq and is a predicted model, not a curated record. The transcript has 30 exons. Bases 1910 to 10129 code for a protein of 2739 amino acids. NCBI's taxonomy places the organism in Eukaryota, Metazoa, Chordata, Mammalia, Artiodactyla, Bovidae. Gene Ontology annotation, molecular function: cell adhesion molecule binding; protein homodimerization activity; protein heterodimerization activity. Gene Ontology annotation, biological process: neuron development; signal transduction; heterophilic cell-cell adhesion.